Molecule: messenger RNA, 2514 nt
Organism: Westerdykella ornata
Lineage: Eukaryota; Fungi; Ascomycota; Dothideomycetes; Pleosporales; Sporormiaceae
Product: Endopolyphosphatase
Exons: 3
Coding region: 123-2294 (723 amino acids)
Biological process (GO): polyphosphate catabolic process
Cellular component (GO): membrane; fungal-type vacuole
Molecular function (GO): exopolyphosphatase activity; endopolyphosphatase activity
Source: RefSeq, a predicted model, not a curated record
CUGCUGGCCAGAACUAACUUUGGCGGCAUCAACAUGGACAUCACUCAGCUCGUCGAUCUUCUUUCUACCUAGGUAUCCUCCUCCAUCCUUCGCCCAUCUCUCUUCCUCCUAGAUGAUGCGCCAUGUUCGCGGAGCUGGUUUGCGGGCUGCUGCUCGCAUCCCGGACCGCCGUGGCAGCUGCCGUUGAGGCUGAAGAAGCAUCCAUAUCCAUGUCGCCGUCACAGUCACCUUCAUCGAACCAUCGCCGUGGUCGGCGUUUGCAGGGUCGCUUCCUGCAUAUCACGGACAUCCAUCCGGACCCCUUCUACAAAGUAUACUCGAGCACCGAAUCAGAUGCAGCCUGCCACCGCCGACGCGGCCCUGCCGGAGUCUACGGCGCCGAGACCUCUGCUUGCGACACGCCGUACAGCUUGAUCAAUGAGACGUUUGCCUGGAUCGAGCAACACCUCAAGGACACAAUCGAUUUCGUCGUGUGGACUGGUGACUCCGCGCGCCACGACAACGACGAAAAGAUACCUCGGACGCAUGCGCAAAUCAUCGAGCAGAAUGAGUUUGUCGUCGCCAAGUUCAGGGACGUGUUUGGCUCGAGUCGGGAAGCGGGCAUUCCCGUCGUGCCGACUUUUGGCAACAACGACGUCAUGCCGCACAAUAUCUUUGUAAAGGGGCCCAACAAAUGGACCUCAAAGUACCUGGACAUAUGGAGGGACUACAUCCCGGAAGAACAGCGACACUCCUUUCAGGAGGGGGGUUGGUUCUAUGUUGAGGUCAUCCCCAAUAAGCUGGCCGUCUUCAGCCUCAACACCCUAUACCUAUUCGACUCGAAUUCGGCCGUCAACGGAUGCGCCAAUAAACACGAGCCGGGUUACGAACACAUGGAAUGGCUGCGCAUUCAGCUGCGCAACAUGCGCGAACGCGGCAUGAAGGCCAUACUCACGGGCCAUGUCCCUCCUGCACGGACUCGCAGCAAACGCAGCUGGGACGAGACGUGCUGGCAGAAGUACACUUUGUGGCAGCGCCAGUACAGAGAUGUGAUCAUUGCUUCACUGUUUGGGCAUAUGAAUAUCGACCACUUCAUGCUGCACGACUCGAACCAACUCAAGCGGGGCACCAAAAAGGGUGAAAUGGCAGCUCUCGAGCAAACAGGACGAGUGAGCAUGCUAGAGGAUGGGGAGGUCACGGUUGCAUCAGCGGCGGAGUACCUUAGUGAUCUUGGUGACAUGUGGGCGAAGCUUCCUUCACCCCCAAAGGGAAUAUCAACGUCCACGUCGACAGCAGGCGAUCUUGGAAGCCAGUCCAAGAAGAAUGGCCAAAGCAAAAAGAGGUUCCGUCGCCGGGUCGGUGGACGAUAUCGCCAAAAGUUCAGCGUCUCCCACGUGGCACCCAGCAUCGUCCCAAACUACUUCCCCACCAUUCGCGUCUAUUCGUAUAACAUCAGCGGGCUGGAAGACUCCACCGGUCGUCUGCAAUAUACGUACGUGAAGGCGCCAUUGCUCGACUCGCAAACGACAAUGGACGUCAAUGGAGGCCUUCCAGAAGUCGCUGACUUGGAAGAAGAUGAAGAAGCGGUGAAUGAACUAGCCAAGAGGAAGAAGGGAGAAGAUCACAAGAAGGCAGGCAAGCGGCGGAAAUACAAGUUUAAGGUGCCCGAGCCUCCGUCCAAAUCGGCACCUCCUGGGCCAGCCUACUCGCCGCAACCGCUCACGCUCCUGGGCUAUGUCCAGUACUUUGCCAAUCUGACGGAUAUCAAUAACGAUUUUGUCUCGGACUCGGUCCCUCAUGGCGAUGGCCUGCCCGAGGCGUCCAAGUGGAAGGAAGGGAAACAUGGCCGCCAUCAAGGGAAACAGCCACGUCCAAAGCCCCAUCCGAAGCCUUUUUCCUUUCAGGUGGAGUACAAUACGACGGAUGACAAGGUGUACCGACUGAAGGAUCUCACGGUUCGAAGCUACUAUAGUCUUGCUCGUCGUAUCGGAACGAACAAGGUGGGGAAGACUGACGAAGCGGAUGAGGAAGAGGAAUCUGGAGAGGAAGACGUGGACGAAGAGGACGAUGACGACUUGGAUGGCAUGGACAACGGGGACGUGUACGACGACGAGGAAGACGACGAGGAAGAAGACGAAGGCGAAGGCGACGACGAAACACAUGUUGUGGUCGAAGCGAAUGCAAAGCGGAAGCAACCGAAAGGCAAGAGGACCGGUCUUUGGAACGCGUUUGUUCAACGUGCAUUUGUGGGCACAAUGGACGCUGGCGACUUGAGCAAGGUGGACGUGCCUGGCGCAUGGGAGAAGGUCGAGUAGGAGAGUAGGAUACAGCAGGCGAAGUCAUAGAAACCCCCAUGGAUAUUCCAAAAGGUUGUCGAUGAUACCCAGUUUGCCCUCAUUCAAGAUGCAUUGUUGCGUAGGGUGUCUAGUUUCCAGGAGAGACAAGGCACGAGGUAGCAAAAGCCGGACUAGGCCUUUGUGCAUGAGGAAAAUGAUAAUACCAAAUGUACCAUGUAAUAAAUAGUAAAGAUUACUC